AUGCAAUCCAGACCUAAUCCGGUAGGUGGUGAUCAGCAUCACCUCCCAUUGCGCCGUAGAAGCACUCUGCAAUCUUCCAACCCACAAAUCUCCAUGGAUAAUUCGCGUUAUUCUGGUAAGAACAAUCAAGGCUCUAAAUCGCCAAUUAGCCCCUUACACAAAAAACCUAAAUCUGACGUCAUCGUUGUGACGUCACCCGGUUCGCCAACUUCAAACAUAAACUCGCUCUAUGUCGAUUCUCCUAAUAUUUCAACAGUCAGGCAACCCAAUGUUCCUGAAUGCUUUCCACUACACUACACUGGUCCCCUUAAUGUACUUGUUUCUGCAUCUGGUGAUAAUAACUUAGGUAAUUUUCACCCAGUUAAGCUCGGUAAAACUUUUUCCAAACUUUUUCCUGGUAUUCUGAGCAUAAACCCUAUCGGUUCUAAGCGUGUGAAAAUCACGUUUGAGUCGGUUAAUAACGCCAACAAUUGUCUCACUUCCCCUUCUCUUUCUGAACACGGCUACUCUGCGAAUAUUCCUAGUACUUUACUAUAUAGUAUUGGAAUAAUACGUCUUGAUAAAAGUAUCUCUGAAGAAGACUUUUGGGAAGGUUAUGAAUGUUCAGUCAAAGUUAUUUCAUUCAGACUCAUUAAUAUAAAAAAAGAUAACAUCCUCGUUUCUUCAAAUUUAGUUGAACUUAAAUUUUUGUCAGCAACUCUUCCUCAAAAAUUAUCAAUAUACAAAGUUAUUUUUGAUGUCUCUCCGAGUAUUCGUUCUCCUGUCCAAUGUCGCAAGUGUUUACGUUUUGGUCACACCCUUAAAUUCUGUCGCAGUAAGGAGCGCUGCAGUCACUGCGGUCUCUUUGACCACACCGAAUCUAAUUGUAACGUCAAGUUAACCACACCUCCUUCGUGCAUUUUUUGUAAACUGAACCACCUUGCGACGGAUAGAUCUUGCAGCGAAUGGUCUGUGCAAAAGGACAUUAAAAAGAUAAUGGCCACAAACAAUGUCUCAUUUUCUGAAGCCUCCUCGAUCAAACGUUCCAGUUUAGUUAAUAAAGCUUUUAACUUUUCUGAUGUUGCUAAAAAUACAAAUAUAUCUAGUGUCGAAGUCGUAGCUUCUCCUUCCUUUCCUUCCCUUAGUCAUUCUACUAAUACAUAUACAAAUAAACAAAAGAAGAAAAAAAGUAAUAAAACUCAAGUCCCCUCCCCCCACUUUCCUCCUUUACCAAAUGACUGUUCUAGGCCAAUUUCGCCUAAUGGCAGUUUUUUAAAAUACAUGUCCCAAAAUCGUAGUACUAAUGUUGAUGACCGCAACUGGAUUUCCUGCUUAUCGCAACAUAUCGUUCAGCUACUCGCGAGCGAUCCUAAUUUAAUUUCUUCUCCUUCAAUACUUCAAUCAACUAUAGAAUCUUCAUUAACUAACAUCCACUAUCCUUUAUCUGACAAUGAUGACACAUUUUAAUAGUAAUCCUAACUUUCCUUCUUUCAAUAUUCUUCAAUGGAACGUAAGAAGUUUAUCCCCUAGAAUGCACGAUCUCUCUUUUCUUCUCUCUAAUAAUAAAUGUUCUUUUGCUCUCCUUUCUGAAACUUGGCUCCUUUCAAAUAAACGUGUUUAUCUUCCACAGUUCAACAUUAAUCGCUCUGAUCGUAUCGACGGUUUUGGCGGCGUAGCCAUCGCCUCUCAUCAUUCUAUCCACAUUAACCCUAUUUCUAUUGAUCCUGUAUUAAAAAUCUCGCUUCUUAAUUAUUCUAUAGAUCUUGUCGGUAUCCA
Daktulosphaira vitifoliae (grape phylloxera) is the source of this 1755-nucleotide messenger RNA. RefSeq lists its product as uncharacterized. Gene Ontology annotation, molecular function: nucleic acid binding; zinc ion binding. The record is from RefSeq and is a predicted model, not a curated record. NCBI's taxonomy places the organism in Eukaryota, Metazoa, Arthropoda, Insecta, Hemiptera, Phylloxeridae. The transcript has 2 exons. The coding region runs from base 1 to 1446 and encodes 481 amino acids.